Salpingoeca rosetta is the source of this 8974-nucleotide messenger RNA. RefSeq lists its product as uncharacterized. Gene Ontology annotation, cellular component: nucleus. The record is from RefSeq and is a predicted model, not a curated record. Gene Ontology annotation, biological process: regulation of transcription by RNA polymerase II. The transcript is spliced from 23 exons. Gene Ontology annotation, molecular function: transcription cis-regulatory region binding. The coding region runs from base 469 to 8589 and encodes 2706 amino acids. Lineage: Eukaryota; Choanoflagellata; Craspedida; Salpingoecidae.
CUUUGUUUGAGGCCGUGGUUUGAUCGUUGGUUUUUUUUUCGUUGCCACAGCCACUUCCAUCUCGUCCCCCCCCCACAACCACAACCACACAGACAACAACCACACAGACACACACACGCACACACCAGCCACAAGCCACCUGUUGCUUCUUCUUGGUCGCGCUCUUCAUUAUCAUUUCACAGCCACAGCAAGCAAACACCCACAACCAACAGCACACACACACACACACACACACACACACACACACACACACGCACACACACGCACACACACACCCGAGCGUCAAGAGCGAGCACUGCACCCAUCAUCAUUUCUCACUUUCCCAAACCGUUGGUUGCCUGGGCUCUCCCAACGACAACCACCACUGCGUACCACCACCAACACACGUCUCUGUGAUCCAUUGCGCCUCCCUCACCGGUCUUCUCCCAUCACCCUCACACCGCGCUCGCAUUCGCCGACGCAAACGCCAUGGCGACCCACGUUCCACCAAACGUGUCGCCUGCACACGACUCCAACGUGCAUCAUGCUGCGAAUACUGUGUCGUCGUCAUCUCACGACCGUCACAGGCAGCACAAGCACCACCACCACCACCACCACCACCACCAACAGCACCAGCACCAAGAGCACAGCACACACGAGACCCAAGAGGGCAAUUCCAUCAAGCUCAAGCUCAAGGACCCGCCCAAGGACCGGCGGGAACAGCGCCGAAAGCUAAAGGCCGCCACUGCAAGCAAGGACAAGAGCGAGCCAACACCAGCAGCAGCGGCCAAGGCUGAACAGCCGUGUCCAAGUUGCAGCGACGACCCCGCAUCACAAGACCAACAGCCACCGCAACCGCAACCACAACAGCAACAGCAAGAGCAACAGCAGGCAAACGGUCGCACAGGCCAUUUGUCACCACGCCACGCUCGACAGCGGCGACGCCGAUCACCGUCCUCUGCUGUCUCUCCACCAGCGACAGCAAAGGCCGAGCAGACGUGGGACAGGCGGUUUAUCAGUAGCCCCUUCCGCAACCCGUCGCCGCUGAAGCGACAGCCGCGCAGCAGGCCGGAGGAACGCGCCCGCUGGUCGUCGAAUGCACCCAGCACUGUCGACUCAGAACAAGCCACAGCAUCCAACAACCACAACAACAACAGCAGCAAACAGCAGCAGCCGCGCUCGCCACUUCACGAGGACGCGCACGUGAGCGACGCAGCGGAGACAUCACGCCCGACAACAGCCAACUCGCAAGCGUCGCAGGUGAUCCGGGUCAUCAGUGCGUCGAGCGCAGACACAACCGACUCUGCACCCGACACACGCACCGAGGCGCGCAGACACGAGCAGCGGCAGAAGCAGCGCAACAGCAUGAACGCACAGCUGGGCCAGGCGGCCGGCGAGGUCAUGUCAGCCCUCACCGUCAUGCCAACACGGGACCUCACGCAGGAGCAACUGGGCCUGGUGGAAGACGUGCGGCGCUUCUUCAACCGCGUCACCGUCAUGAUCUCCGCCGGCGCCUCCCUCAAGCGGCUGCAGCAGGAGCUGACGUUGACAUCCCAGCCCAUCCUCGCCGCAGCGAAAGUGCCGUACUUUGACGAGGUGGCGGCCAAGUUUGAUGCCCUCUGUGACCUCGCCGGCGUCUCCAUCUCCUCUCGCACGCGCACAAACCCGGCGUCGCCGCACAAGGCAGAUGAGGGAGAGAAGGGAAGCUCGAGCGUCCCUGCAUCGCCCAGCGAAGCUCGGGCGGCGGCGAUUGAGGCGGCAAAGGAGGACAAGGCGCACUUUCUGCUUCGACGCAUCAUGCAGCGGAAGCUCGCCAACAGGGGCGACAGCAAGGGCGCAGGCAACAAAUCAGGAACAUCACCCGUCAAGCCGUCAAACCUCCGCCAGUCGUUCUCCACGGAAACGAUCAAGCGCACGGAGCACGCGGCUGGUGGCGACGCUGCAGACAACCACGGUGACGGGGAUGGUGCCGAUGGCGAUGAUGGUGAUGGGCACCGCCACCACGGCACAGAGGCCCGCUCACCACGCCGUGACAAGCAGCAGCAGCAGAAGCAGAAACAGGAGAAGCAGGAGAAGCAGAAGACAGCACAGCGAGAAGAGGACACGGAGCACAGGCAUGAUCACCAUCGCCAUCACAAGCAUCACCACAGCGACCACGAGCAGGAGCGAAAGCACAAGCACAAGCACAAGCACCGCAGCCGCAGCCCCACAUCAGGCAAGAAGAAGGCCAACAAGAGAGACACCAAUAGCGGUGCUGCUGAUGGUGGCGACGGAGGUGAGGGCGAGCCGCAGGUUGUCCGCUUGACUGCAGCGGCCCUGGCAGCAAACCAGGACAUGGUGGACGACUACUGCCCCAUUGGCCGCAUGUACAAGACCAUGAUUGACCAGGAGGAUCAAGACGAAGAGACUGCUGACAAGGGCGAAGGCCACCAGCACAAGCACAAACAGCACACGCAGCAACAGAAACAGCAGCAACAACAGAACGGCACACACAGUGGCCAGCACGGCAACGGGGAGUAUCUUCGGGACGGUGACUCUGCGCACCACGAGCGGUUGAGCCAGGAGGAGCUGAUUGCCGCUGCGGUGGGCAUGACGAAGAGUAGUGGCAGCAGUCGCGGCCGCCACAGCCGCCUCCGCCACAACAGCCAGUCGCUUGACCCGGGCGAAACCAAUCUCGAGCUCACUGUCGGUGUCAACCAACAACCACAGCAGCAACAGCAGCAGCAGCAGCAUGGUGAUGGGAGCGCUCAUGUUGCACAUGACACCAGCAACCGCCGCCUGUCUGUUGACUCCACGGUGCAAGCUGCCUCGUCCCUUGUUGAGGGCGGCACGUAUCUCGUGGACGGCUUGCUUGCAUGCAAACUCGUGUUCAUUGGGCCACUGGACAAGGUUGCUGGUGCUUGUGGCGAUGGCAACGCCAACGAUGAUGGCAAUGGCGCUGACAAUGAUGAUGACGAUGGUGGCUUCCUGCAUCCACCAGGCAUCCUGUCGAGCCGCACAUGGUGUGGCGUCAUCUAUCACCACAAGCGCCAUGGCAGCUGUGACGGCACCAUCAACGGCUACCGGUACUUUGUGUGCGACCCCGGGUAUGGUGAUUUUGUCCACCCGAGCCGCCUCAAGACCGUAACACAGCCAAAAGAAGGGUUUAUGGAGCAGGCCAAUGCGUCCACCUCCGACUCUGCCGAGGAAAGCGACGGCGAGACACACAAUGACCGCGACGACAACGCCAAUGGUGGCGACACCGGUGCUGGUGCCGGUGGUGCUGUGCAACGCGACGUGUAUGCGGGCAAGUCUGCCAUUGCAGCUGCACACCGCACCGUGGCCAAGGUGAAGGGCGCAGCUCGUGGUAGUGCUGGCGCUUCAGGGAACAUGAAACACCCGCAGCAGCAGCAUCAAGAGAAGCAUGGGCAGGAUGAUGUGCAGCAGACCUCUGCCGAUGCUUCCAGCGAUGACACUGCUCCAAAGCGGUUUAGCAUCGAUGCAUAUGGGAAGGUUGUACGGCACCCGAGCGUGGUGCUCACAGAUGCCAACGGGUCGGUGCUGGCCGAUUUGCUCGCUGACCAGCCUCAGCAGCAGCAGCAGCGUGGCGAGAAGCGACUGGCGCCAACAACAGAGGAGGAAGACGGUGAUGUUUCAGGCCUCGACAUUGAUGGCUUUGGUGUAGCACUGCUGGACCACCAGCAGGAACAGCAGCGGGACAAGCAGGAGCAACAGCGUCGCCACAAGGCGCAAGCAGACACCACGCAUUCGCACCACCACCACCAUCACGUUGAUAGCGAUGAAGAGCAUGACGACUACCACGGUGCCAGUUAUGAGUACCACCACAGCCACCACAAGCAUGAGGAGGUGACAGCCCAUGAUGAUGCGCAGGCCAAGAACAGCAGGGGCAAAGAACACGGGGAUGCCAAGCACGAGAGCACACCCCACCAUCACCGUCACCAUCACGAUGAUCACGAUGACAACAGCGACAACGACGACAACGACGAAGAACACCGCCACCGUCAUCAGCAUCAUCAUCAUCAUCACCGCGAUUCACGCGAGGUGUGGGCGAGCCGCCUUGAGCAAGUGCCGGCUCGUCCAUCGAGCCACGUUGAUGCGGACGCGGCAGCCGCAGCUGCUGAUCUGGCACCAAGCGAUACGCGCUCACACGUUGAUUUGCUGCAAGAGAUUGACACGCUGCAGCACACGCUUGAGGCGACCCGGCGCGAGUCGAGUCGCAAGGACAAGGUCAUUGAUCGCUUGGAGGAGAAACUGAAUUCAGUGCGCCGGGCCAAGGGUCUGGUGAACAGCAGCGACGAGGAUGUGAGCGAUGGCGCUGCCAGCACGCCACAGAAGAAGGACAAGAAGAAGAAGAAGAAGAAAGGGCAGAAGCACAAGGCGGCAGGUGGGGCUGAGGAUGUGGGUGGUGACACGGGCAGCGAGCAUGACAGCGACGAUGGCAAGGGUGGCGAGGAGAACAGCGACCUGCCGUGGUCUGGCAUGAUGGAUCGCCUGCGGUGCGAUGUUGAUCGCCAACUCCACGUCGUCGACAUGCUCAGCGGCGCAACCGAGGAAACCGUUGAUUCUGAGGUAUUGAUGUCGGCGCUCAAGGCUGCACAGACAGAACUCCUCUGCUUGCGCGAACUCAACUCCGUCAAGACGGCGGAGAAGCUGCAUCGUGACCUGGACGCGGCGAAAGCGCGCAUCAAGGAGCUUGAGAGCGACCUGAAUGCGGCCCGUGGCGAGCUCUCUCCAACCAAGCACGGCAGAGCUGGCGAUGUGAACAACAUGAGCCACAUCAAUGGCGAUGGUGGUGUUGGUUUUGCAGCAGCUGCAGCCGACAGCGUGCCUCCGUCCCCAAUCGCCCCCGUCAAUAGCGCCGCCAGCCCGCUCAACUUGCACCGUGAGACGCCUGUGUCGCCUGUUGUUGCUGAGGUUGACAGGAUGGUUCGCAGCUCGCUCGAGCGGUCACGCCGCGUGGAAGAGUCAUUCCGCGCGCGUCUCCUUCGCCAGCAGCACCUGGACAGCGUGCUCUCACCGCUGGGCAACAAGGAGAACGCUGCACCCGGCACAUCCACCCCUCAUCGCGGUGCUGGCAGUGCUGGUGCAUCCGCUUUGCGCGGGCUGGGGCGGUCACCACCACCACCGCCGCCGCCACUGAGGUGGAACACACAAACAAUGGAGGAGAAGGACCGCGAGAUUGAACAGCUGCGCGACAAGCUGGCUGAGGCGCAGAGCACAAUCGAGGAACUCAAGGGCAAGAACUUGCAGACAAGUCUUCUGCUUGGGGCCGAGCGCAAGCAGGCCGAGGCCAGGGAGCUUCACAUCUCCUCCUUUGUGGCCGCGCCUUCCUUUCACGGCACCGACAGCUUUGCAACUGCAAAGGAUGCUUCGAUGCUCAACUCACUGCUGGCCAUGUCGGAUGACGAGCUGGAGCGCCUGCAGCACAGCAAGGUGACGACGCUCAAGUCGACGAUUCAGAAUGCGGCGCGGGUGCUGAGCUCGUUGGAUGCAGAGCACAUUGACGCAUCGCUGCUGAACGGUGACGGGUCAAGGACUGCCGCAGCAGCCACCUCGGCGGCGGCGGCGGCAGCGGCUGAUCACCGCGUGCCUGAACGCAAACCGGGCAAGUACGAGUACGUUCCCAUCGCCAAGUCAGGGCGCAGCGACUGGAAGCAAACCGCCAGCAAGGGUGAGGAUGACAAUGCUGCAGAUGAGGACGAGAGGCAAUCGCAGGGUCAGGCAUCAGAGCACACGACUGCCUCGUCUGACUCCAUGCGGCCUGUGGCGAUGAAACGCAUUCCGUCAAUGAACUUUGAGAAGCAGCGCCCACUGAUUGAGGCAGACGAGACAGACUCGACGCACGCGCGGGCGCACGGCGUACGCAAGGACGGCGAGGCGAGUGGCGAUGGUGAUGAUCACAGCGCCAAGCAGCACAUGCAGCACAAGCACGCGAAGCAUGAUGAUGAAGGGCGGGAACACGACGCUCGCGUGUCUGAUGGCGCGGGUGCACAUCGCCAGGAGACACACGAGCACGAUAAGCGUCAGCAAUCAUCACAGCAACAGCAGCAACAGCAACAGCAACAGCAACAACAACAGCAAGCAGAGGCAUCACAGCACCCAGCGACACAAGAUGGGAAACAGCCGCAGCGCCACGACAGCGAUGGGUCGAUUGGGCAGUCCACGACACCAAGUGAUGAGGCCAAAGAGCCGUCGCCAAAACAAUCCACGUCCACGGAGGGGCAAGCACAGGUGGUGAGCGCAUCAACCGACGCACACGAUGAUGUGGACGCUGCUGCCGCCGCCGCCAAGCCCGAGAACAAGAAGCGCGGGGAGAGGCGUGUGCGUCUGCAGGUGCAGGAGCGAAAGACCAACAGUCCCCAUCGCAAUUCAAAGCCAGCGCGUCGCAGUAGCCGACCGGACAAGAAGCCUGCUCGUCGCUCCAUGCUCUCUCGUCAGCCGCGAAGCAGCGAAGAGUCACGCAGGCGUUCUGAAGUGAGCUUGACCAGCUCGGCUCUGGCCCGUGUCCGUGGCGCGCGUCGUUCGUCGCUGCGCCGCUCCAGCUUCCAGUCUGCUCGCUCCCUGCAGAGUUCUCUGAUCGAGGGAGACUCCUCUGACACAUCUUCUGUCACGUCCAAUGAUGAUAUCGAAUCCUACGUCGGAGGAAAGCAGCAAGUGAGUCGUGCUCUGUCGGACGGUCUGUCCGCACGCGAGUCCUUCCUGGAGGACAACGACCCGCAUCAGUACUUUGAAUCUGGCGGCUCUGACGAUGAGGAGAUGGUGGAGACACUGCGCCGCCUGAACGAAGCGACAGACACGAACGGCGCCGGCACCACGGGCUUCCUGCUUCCUGUGCGCGAUCCGUUCAUCAACAGCGGGCCAGCAAGCCAUCGCAGCUCAAACAUGUACCACUACGAGUACGACGAUGACGGCCUGACAGAGUCUGCGUCCAUGCUGACCGUGCCAAUGAGUCGCACCAACUCUGCGUUUGACAUGGAGCAGGUGCGAUCGCGGAGUUCGCAGAGCGACGCCGACUCGAAGACGGGCGACUUUAGUCCGCGCAGCUCCCUGUUCCCCGCGCCGCCCGCACGUGCGCGCGCCACAUCUGUGGAGAGUGUGCUGGUGCUACAAGACGUGUCACACCUGCACCGCCUUAUUUGCAACUGCGGCAUUGCAAACCCGAACAAAUGCCCCAAGAUCAAGAAGCUGCGCAGUGACCCAAAUGCACAGGCGAAUCUGCACCCGCAGAUUUGCCGGUGCGACCAGGCGCCAGAGAACUGCCAGCUGCUGCAGGGCGUGUUGAGCAGCAACAAGAGCUCAAGGCGCGCAAGCAACGACAUUGCGGGCGCUGGUGCCGCUGGUGCCAGCAACAACACCACCUCCGCUGCAGGUGCACACAGCGAGGACAAUAACGGUUCGCUCGCGCCCAACACGCCCCGCAUUGUGCUGACAUCUGAGCGCAGUUCCCAAGAGAGCAUCUACCACUUUCGUCACGAGGAGGAGGUGGAUGGCGACGAUGCAACGGGCGUGCUCACUGCCACGCCGAGCACAGCUUCCAUGCACAGCCGCGGCGCUAGUGUUGACCAUACGGGUCACUCACAGGUCAUUCCCGGGCCCGAAGGGCGUGAGGACGAGAGCGACAACGAAUCGGCAUACACGAGCGCAUCGCAGGCGCGCGUCAACUACGAGCUUGGUCUCAUGUCUGCUAAGGAAGCAGAUCAACGCGUGAACGCUGCCGAUUCCUCACUGCAAGCUCGUUUGACCAAAGGCCGUGAGGGCGGCUGGUGGGCCCGCAAGCUGAAGAGCAAGGCUGCCGCGAAGAAAAAGAGCGAAAGCGAAGGCGGCGAUGAGCAAGCAGAAGGUGAAGGACAGGACGGCGCCAGUGCCGCUGCCACACGCCCUGGUGGCCUCUUCCGCAGCAAGAUCCGCGCCAUUGCGUUUGCUGCAUCCAAGGCCAAGGCAACAGCGGCAGCGAGGGCGAAGAAGCAAUCGAACACCAUCUCCCCUGUGGGGUCCAGGUCGUCAUCACCUGGACCCACGCGGUCCAUCUUGUCCCGCGUAAAGAAGUACGCCACCAUCCACGACUUUGCGUCAACGGAGGACGGCGAGUCGCGUGCGGGCGCUGAUGCCGCCAUCAUGAACGAUCUCGACAACGCCGCAGAGACACGGCGGGACACGGAGGUUGCAGACAGCGUGUUUGGGCUCUCGCGCCGUGGCUCGCGGCUGGCGAGCCUGCGUGCUGAGGCCAUGCAUGAUAAGGCGAGCACCAUCGCCGACUCUGAGACGGCGUCCACGACAAGCCAUACGACUGCGAACACGUCGGAAACAGUUGACGGCGCUGCGUCGGCCAAGGAAGAUGAGGUGGUGACGCCGCCGCCGCCUGGCGUUGUUGCCGCAUUCCUGAACAAGUGGAAGAAGACGCUCAUCGUUGUUGGCCUGAUGCUCUUGGCGACUGUGCUGGCGGUGGUUGGCGCUGUUGUUAUGUAUCCAGAGCAGACAUGGGCGGCUGUGGCCGGGGUGCAGGCAGCGUACACAGUGGCACACAACCGCAUGAACAGCGCGUACGAGGCGUUUCAUGAACUCGUCCCAGUCAUCCGACACCCACCCGUGUGGAUACCACGCACGACCUGAACGCCAGGAUCUGAAGCGGGAAUGAUUGCGUGAACCGGUGACCGGGGAUGCGGUGCAGUUGUUGAUGAUGAUGAAGGACAAGUGUACAGUCAGUCGCACAACAACAAGUCUGCCAACCAUGGCAUCAUUGUUGGCGGCUCGUAUUAAGUCUGUGUGUGUGUGUGUGUUGUUUGAAGAAAACUUUCUUACCAGCGUGUUUUGUGUAUCUUCUGUUAAUGAGAGGUGACAGUGAGGUAGGAAGGAGGAGAUGCAUUGUGCAAGCUGUUUCUUUUUGAUUUUAAUUUGCGUUGGUGGGUCUUUGUUUCUCACUUGAUUAACAGCUUCAUUUCAUUUUGGUUGCGGUGUGUUCAUUCCAAGAAUUACAACACAAACAAAACAAACAAGA